Messenger RNA from Perca fluviatilis (European perch), 2472 nucleotides. It is a transcript of the gene sephs1, whose product is annotated as selenophosphate synthetase 1. Gene Ontology annotation, biological process: L-selenocysteine biosynthetic process. Lineage: Eukaryota; Metazoa; Chordata; Actinopteri; Perciformes; Percidae. The record is from RefSeq and is a predicted model, not a curated record. Gene Ontology annotation, cellular component: cytoplasm. Bases 136 to 1314 code for a protein of 392 amino acids. The transcript has 11 exons. Gene Ontology annotation, molecular function: ATP binding; selenide, water dikinase activity.
GAGGACCCUUUGAGAUCUCGCAUUCUCGGAGGACGCCCGAUUCUAGCCCCAAUGCAUUCUGGUGCUGUCCCCGCUCUUCUGUUGGGAUUCACCGCUAACGUGAAGCUGUGGUGAAGACCCAGAGUUUCUUCAGACAUGUCCGUGAGGGAAUCCUUUAACCCCGAAAGCUAUGAGCUGGACAAGAACUUCAGACUCACACGCUUUGCUGAGCUCAAGGGCACAGGCUGCAAGGUGCCCCAAGAUGUGUUACAGAAGCUGCUAGAAGCCCUUCAGGAGAACCACUAUCAAGAGGAUGAACAGUUCCUGGGGGCAGUUAUGCCCCGAUUAGGCAUAGGAAUGGACACAUGUGUGAUCCCUCUCAGACAUGGAGGCCUUUCUCUGGUCCAGACAACAGAUUACAUCUACCCCAUUGUGGAUGACCCCUACAUGAUGGGAAGAAUUGCUUGUGCCAAUGUUUUAAGUGACCUGUAUGCCAUGGGAGUAACAGAGUGUGACAACAUGUUGAUGCUUCUGGGAGUCAGCAACAAAAUGUCAGAGAAGGAGAGGGACAAAGUCAUGCCACUAAUCAUCCAGGGAUUCAAGGAUGCAUCAGAGGAGGCAGGCACAUCUGUAACAGGCGGACAGACGGUGCUCAACCCCUGGGUGGUAAUGGGAGGAGUUGCUACAACAGUCUGCCAACCCAACGAGUUUAUCAUGCCAGACAAUGCAGUGCCAGGAGACGUGUUGGUGUUGACCAAGCCACUUGGAACACAAGUGGCCGUUGCAGUACACCAGUGGCUAGAUAUUCCUGAGAAGUGGAACAAGAUCAAGCUGGUGGUAACCCAGGAGGAUGUAGAGCUGGCCUACCAUGAAGCCAUGAUGAACAUGGCUCGGCUCAACAGGACAGCGGCUGGUCUCAUGCACACCUUCAACGCUCAUGCAGCCACCGACAUCACAGGGUUUGGCAUCCUUGGUCAUGCUCAGACAUUGGCACGGCAACAACGAAGUGAGGUGUCAUUUGUCAUCCACAACCUCCCAGUGCUCGCCAAGAUGGCCGCCGUUUCCAAGGCCUGUGGGAACAUGUUUGGACUCAUGCACGGCACCUGCCCUGAAACAUCAGGAGGCCUGCUUAUCUGUCUGCCUCGGGAGCAGGCUGCCCGCUUCUGUGCCGAGAUCAAAUCCCCAAAAUACGGCGAAGGCCACCAAGCGUGGAUCAUCGGGAUUGUAGAGAAAGGAAACCGCACUGCUCGCAUCAUAGACAAACCGCGGAUCAUAGAGGUGGCACCACAAGCAGCCACGCAGAAUGUCAACCCAACUCCCGGUGCAACUUCUUAAUCCACCUUUGCUGCAUCAUAAACCGGAAGCCUAAUGCUGUGCUGAGUGUUUUUAGACACAUAAACUACAAAACCAUCCUAGAGUCUUGAAAUAUAUACACAACAUAGUAUGUACACAGAAAAGACUGGGUUGGCGUGUAUCUACAUGAAAAACAGCCCCACACAGUGGCCCAAGGGGCAUGUCAUCACCUAGUGGACUCAACCUGCAGUAUCCCCAUGAUAAAAAUUGGUAAGAAUUGGAGCGUACUUAAAGUCCAUUUGCCUUUCAUGUCUGUUGUAUUCUGUUAUGUUAAAUGUGCGUGACUGGCAGGCAGCUUCUGAUAAGAGAGUGAUAAUGAUGAUGAUGAAGACAAUAAUGUGAUACUGUUGAUUCAUUUUGAAUCUAAAGAAGUCUGGUGUCUGUUGCCUCUUAGGGUCUUUUAAAAUUGCUCUCAUCAAGCAAGUGGACCGCGUGAUGGUGUUUUUGUUUGUCCAUUCAUGUACAGUUAUAAAGCCUAGUUUUAGUUCAUUGCUGUAACCGAUGCCUUGAAAGAAACAGAGUGCGACCAGAAUGGUUUGUUUUUUAUUACUUUCACUUUUUGUAUUGUCCCCACCUCAACUAAUAAAUAUUCAAAUAGAAGAGCGUUUGGUUUUGCUCACUCUUUGGGAGCUGCAUUUUUUGUUAACGGAAUGAAUCAGCUCUGAAAUUAUCUACUUGCAUCAUAAAACUGCAGAUUGUUUUUACAUAAACAAUUAAUGUUGCCUCAUUCUGCAUUAACCUGAAGUCAGAGAAAUAUUGUGGUUUGAAGUCAUAAAGGAGAAGAAAUGGGCAUACCCCUCAGGAGAUGAACCUUUUACCAUUUGCAUUCCCAAUAUGUUAUCAUAUUUAAGGUAAUAUGGUAUAUAGCGUUAAAGCAGUCUGGGUUGUUAACAUCAAGUACUCUAAUCAGUGAGUUUGUUGCCUUUGUUCAUGAUCUGGUGCAUUUAGUUUUGCUUCUCAAUGUUGCUGCGAGCAGUCUGACUUACUGUUACAAAGCUUCAAGUUGAUUAAAUUGCAGAUUUUUUCAGUUUAUCCUAAUAGCCUGGAUGAAUCUGGAAGGCCUCUGUAAAUGUUCAUAUGGAUAUCAGGAACAAGAUAUGACCUCCACCCCACCUCUUAAAAUAAACGUCUCUUAUAAUA